GAGGGAAACCUCCCCUCAAAAACCCACGGGCGCCGCCGCCGCGAGGGGCCGGAGGCGAACACUCGCUCACCUCGGUGCGCAGUAGCUGGCCGAUUCCCGUCUCCUGCUCCGCUCCGGCGAGGUGGAAGCUGCCGCGCGCGGAGGCGCCGCCGACGAUGAGGCGCGCGUGCGCGUCGCGUCUCCACGCGCUCCUCUCCCGCCGCGCGCUCGCCCUCGGCCUCCCCCCUCCGCCGCGGCCUCCCGCGCAGCUUCAGGGGAUCACUGAGCCGGGUGCUGCAUCUCAUCUCGGGGCUGCGUUCCUAGCCCGCGCGCUCUCCUCCGGCCUCCCUGCUGCGCGGCGUCCUUGCGCGCUGCAGAUUCAGCGGAUCACUGAGCCGGGUGCCGCAUCAUCUCGGAUUGGGGCUGCGUUCCUGGCGCGCGCGGGCUUCUCCAGCGAGGCCUCCGCUGCGGCGCAGGACAGCGCGAAGCCUGCCGAGAGGACCGGCGGGGAAGGGAGUGAUGGGAAGUCCGGGAAAUCUGAGCAAGGGGACGCCGGAAAGUCAGUACGAGGAGGGCCGGUAUCGUGGUUGAGCUUUCUCCUGCUUCUCGUGACUGGAGGAGGGAUAAUUGUGUACUACGACAAGGAAAAAAAGCGUCACAUUGAAGAAUUGAAGAAUAGAACAAGUGCUGUCAAGCAAGAACCAUCAGUAGGCACUGCAGCCAUCGGUGGUCCAUUCAAACUUUUGAACCAUGAUGGGAAACCUGUCACAGAAAAGGAUUUCUUGGGCAAGUGGACCCUGCUAUAUUUUGGUUUCACGCACUGCCCUGACAUUUGUCCAGAUGAACUUCAGAAGAUGGCUUUGGCAAUUGAUAAAAUAAAGGAAAAGACAAAAAUGGAAAUUGUGCCCGUUUUCAUCACUGUUGAUCCUGAUAGAGAUACUGUUGAGCAGGUUCGCGACUAUGUUAAUGAGUUUCAUCCAGAUCUAAUAGGACUAACUGGCACAGCUGAUGAGAUAAAAAAGGUUGCUCGUGCUUAUCGAGUUUACUAUAUGAAGACAGAGGAGGAGGGUUCUGAUUAUCUCGUUGAUCACUCAAUUGUCAUGUACUUGAUGAAUCCAAAGAUGGAGUUUGUGAAAUUUUAUGGUAAAAAUUACGAUGCUGAUUCUCUUGCUGAUGGCAUCAUCAAAGAAAUUAAAGGGCGCCAAUAAAGAUAGCUGACACACAUUAAUCUGGCAAAGUAGUUUCUGAAUCUCUCCAAAAGAUUUUAUCCAUGUACACAGUUGUAAACAUGGUGGGGCUCAAGGUCACCCCGUAGCUAUGGUUUCUGAUUUGAUCAUUCAUAGAAGAUUAGGAUAUUCAAAAUUUUUGAAGCAUUCUAUCUCACCAGUUUUGUUUUUGUUGAAGUUGAGCUUUGAGGCAGAACUUUGAUACAAUUCAUAAAUAAUACAGUAUCAGAACU
Messenger RNA from Oryza brachyantha (malo sina), 1438 nucleotides. RefSeq names its product protein SCO1 homolog 1, mitochondrial. The transcript is spliced from 8 exons. Lineage: Eukaryota; Viridiplantae; Streptophyta; Magnoliopsida; Poales; Poaceae. Gene Ontology annotation, biological process: mitochondrial respiratory chain complex IV assembly. Bases 156 to 1187 code for a protein of 343 amino acids. The record is from RefSeq and is a predicted model, not a curated record.